AGACCGAGCGGACGUAUAAAAUUCUAAGCGCUAUCCUCGUCGCGUAAUAAAAUAAUGUUCGUAUAGUUAUCGUGUAACUAAAAAAUACUAAAAGUAAAACUAAAAAUUUGUUUGAUUUGUUGUGUAAAAGUGUCAGUUUUAACAACAAGAUUUAGACAGCUUCUCAAUCAUCUGAUAUAGUCUAAGAAAAAAGGUACAGUGAGUAGUGCAAGUGAGUUAGUGAUGAGUGCCAAGUGAGUGUGUCAGUGAGUGAUGGAGGCUACUCCGCUGCCGCUGGAGGUGGACGAGGAGGGCCGUCCUCCGCAGGGCUCCUCCACUGGAAGUGGUUCAUCUUCUGGGACUGGAUACUAUGCUCAUAAGAACGGUGAAUGGCGAGGGGAAAGAAGGAUGCUGGACAUCACUAGAGAUAAGCCGGUCAAAGUGUGCGUCCGAGUUGUGGUGCCUGUCCGGGAUCAUCCAAAAUUCAAUUUCGUGGGCAAACUGCUAGGACCAAAAGGCAACUCCUUGAAGAGGUUACAAGAAGACACCAUGUGCAAGAUGGCCGUCUUAGGACGAGGGUCCAUGAAAGAUCGACAGAAGGAGGAAGAGCUCCGUGUAUCCGGAGACCCGAAGUUCGCGCAUCUGUCAGAUGAACUGCACGUGGAGAUCAGCGCGUUCGCGACGCCCGCUGAGGCGCACGCGAGGAUCGCGUACGCGCUUGCUGAACUCAGGCGGUUUCUAGUGCCGGACUACAACGAUGACAUCAGACAGGAACAGAUGCUGGAGAUGCAGAUCCUGUCCUCUCAGAGCGAGCAGCGUCGACUCACUCCUCCGGAGUCCUCCCGGAGCGGCAGUGAGGAGGCUCUCCCUCUUAGAGAUACUACGCAUAAACAGAGAUUGUCAGGAGUACCACCAUCACCAGCGCCCGCCACCCUGCCGGGUGGUAUCGCCAUCAACCACGGCGCGAAUGCUCGAGACUUCUCCCCGCCGGCGCCCACUCCGGCUCCUGAUCAUCUUUCUGCUGCCCAUCAUCAGCUGGCAGCCGGUCACACAGGUCACGGAGUCCUGGUCGGAGGGGGGGUGCUGCAACAACCCCCAACUCACCACCUGCUCACACAGAACUCUAUACUCGGUGGCGGGGAUAUCUUGGGGCUGAGCAGCCCAGUGCUGGGCGGUGUGCUCCAUGCUCACCCGGCUCUGAGGGGGGUGAAGCCUGCUGCAGUCCACGCUCUCGCCACGCAAGGUGCGGCUGGGCCGGGGGCUGCGAGUACGGCCCGCAAGCGGCCCCUGCUGGGCGGCACCCGGGCCGCAAUGUCGCCGACUAAACGCGCCGUGAUGACCCUGUUAGCGCGCGCUAGGGCCGCCACACACAAACAUGCGCCUGCGUGGCCCGCGCCUCAUGAGCACACAACCCUACUACCAAUUAUAAGGGACGAGUUCGUUACAGGCGUUGGUCUCAAUAUCAACCUAGCAUAAUUGUAUCUAGUCAAAAGAUAACCUAGACUCUACUCUAGUCGAAUCAAUAAAUCGAAUUAAUUUUAAGAUGAAUAAUUUAUUCGUACCUGCUUUGUGACAAAUAUGUAUAUUGUUUUGUUUAUAAAUAUAUGUUUUUUGUAUAAAGUGUUCUUACAGAUUAAAUGUGUUAAGGUAUUAAGAUGAUUCCUGUCGAGUGUCAAAUUUUGUACUGAUUUGUUUGAAAAUUUACUUUUUGCUGUCGUUUGGGCCUAAUAUAAAUAUGUCAACUGUAUAUUACUGUGGAAUUACUACUAAGCACUUUGGUAAACAGUAAGCCGAGACUUCAACGAGGCUUCUGAAAAUAAAAUUAUUGACACGGAGAACGUAAGCAUAAAGCACUUCUGAAAGGACUACUGCUUCUGAGAUCCAUAUUUUAUUUUGCCGCCUUCAUUGGUUAAAAAUCUUGGCAGAAAAAAAAGUAUUCUAUUUAUGUAUUUAAAAUUUUGACACUCGACUUACAUAUUUUUCGCUCACUGUGCAAGAUAAAAGGGUGUGAUUAUUUUCCUAGAUUAUAAUUAAAAUAAAAUAAAAAACUGCAGUCAAAGUUGGAAUAAGUACUGAUUUCGUUACCUAAGGAGCGAUGACGAACUUUGAUGACGAAAAUCAAACUCAUUUAGAACACAAGAAUUCUGACUAAUGACUGUUCGUCAUGAAUAUUAUAUGCAAUGUUAGGUUUUGUUUUAAAUAUGUAAUAAUUAUAGUUAUAAAAUAAAGAUAUUAUAAAUAUUAUUUUAGAAAAAUAUGGUGUUCUAUGAGAAGAAGGAUAAUUAAUAUAAGUCUUUAAUAACAAUGGAAUCGCAAGAAAAGAUAUGGGUUCAGCAAGAUAAAUCAGCCAAUAAGGGUUACAAUAACAGAAUUUUGGCAUGAUCCCAAAAUCAAAAAUUCUUCAAAAUAUGAGGCAGUAUUUUGUAUUCUUAAAAAAAAAUACACGCAAUGUUUCCAUUCCCGAUGAGUUAUUGAAAAUCUUACACUGUACCUCUCUUUCAGUCGCAGACGGUCAAAUCCUUUCCAUUACGCUAUGACUUAUGUCACAGAGUCAUAAAGGUGCAUUUUCAAAGCUACCUGCCAACUGCAACUGCCAACCGCACUUGCAGCAACUGCAUGAUAUCGGUCGAUAUCUGAGGGCGACUGCACGUGCUGAUGUUGCUUCGAUCCAAACGGUUUAAUGCAAAAAAUACAUACAAACCAGUAGUGCAGCUGGGCCGAUUUCAUGCAGUCGCGGCUCGUGCGGUCGGCAGUUGCAGUCGGCAGUUAGCAUUAAAAACAAAUCUUUAGCGGCGCAGUAUACCUUUUUGGAAUAUUAUGACCACGUCGACCGUUUAUUACAAAAAAAAACUGAAUAAGUAUACCAGCGUUUUCUGAUUCUAUUUUUUUAAAACCCCAUAAAGUAGGGCUUUUAGAUAUUAAUUAACGGACCACUGUGUAUUUAAAUCCUAUGCCUUGUAGGGGAGUAUUGUACAUAGAGAAUAUAUCACUAUACUAUGUAGGUUUAAGCUAAAUUCUAGCAGACGACGAUUUAAUUAUAUUUCAGAUAUAUAAAACUUGAAAAAAAUAUAUACGUCACGGUUUUAAUUUCUAUUACAAUCUGUCAAUUCGUUAUCCAUUAAUAGGUAUAAUUUAUGCAAUUUUUCCAUUUAAAACAAUUGAAUACAUUUUAUUAUUACCUACACACACAGUUAACAGUUCAAUAUAUUAUGUUAUUUAUUACGCACACAUAUCUUCAUACGUGCAUGCACUCAUUUUAUUUUUACGAAAAUUAAAAUAACACACCCAAUACAUCAAAAGUUGGAAUUUCACUUAAUUUUAAGGCCGUAAUUAAAAAUAAAUGAACGAAUGAACCACUCAAACGUGCGAUCAAUUAUCUGUUUCCAUAAUAAUUGUAAAGGAGAAUAAUUUAUUGAAAUGACAAUUUGCAUUCCAAAUUAUGUUUUUUUUUUAUAUUUUUAAAUUAUAAUUAAAAUUGUCAGAAUGAGAAAUAUUCGAUUGUUUUUGAUUAGUUCGAAUUAGGCAGAUUGUAAUAUAAAAUAAAACCGUUGAAUAAUCAUAAUUUUAUAUUAAUAGUUUGAUAAUUAAUAUCACAGUAUGGUAAUAGACAAAAACUGAUUCAUAGCACACUGCACAUCAUUUGAAUAUUCUAAUUUAUCGAAUUACAGUAUUAAAAAUAAAAAUAUAUCUGGCACACAGAUUAUUAAGCACACAUUUUUACCAAUAGAAACUUCGAAAUUUUAAUAAAAAAUCAUUGAAAAUUAAGGUUUUAAAAUUUAACGUUUCUUGUCAUCAUAACUUCAAAAGACAUGUAGUGUUUUAAAAAAUAAUUUUAAAUUGUAGAAAAUAAUACUAAAUUAUAUGAAUAAUUAUAGUAAAAUUAAAUAACGAUCGAUAAAGGCGACGUCUACGUGCAGUUCAAAUCGUUACGAUAAAAAUAAGUUGCUAAAUUAAAUAUUUGAAAAUGGCGGACAAAACAAAAUGAAAUUACCAAACAACAUGUAAUUUUGAAAUUAUAUAAGAUUUAUUCACACUUUUAUCUUAUUUUAUAAUUCGAAUAGAAUUAUAUAAUUUUGACAGAAAAAAAUACACAAGUCAUUUUCAAAUAUUUGUAAGUAAAAUUAAUAUUUAAAUGAGUGUCAAAUAAUUUUAAACUUAACGUAUCUAAGAUUAAAUUCUAAGCAUAAAUAAUAAAAUAACAAUGUAGUAUUAAUAUAAAUAAAUGUAAAUAAGUACUUAUUAUGUUUAAUCGCUUAUAAAUCUCGUCUGUGUUUUGUGAUAUAAUAGGUAGUUAGUAAAAUUCACGUUUUUUGAAAAUAAAUUAUCAAUAUUAUAGAUAAUAUCGGCUGAAAAUGUUUUAUUUCAUGCUUGUAUGUUAUGUGAAUAUGUAUAAAUAUAUUUAAUUAUUUUUUAUGUCAAAUUAAUUCUCGGAAAUAGUUUAAUUAUUAUUCUUCCGGUAUGAAAUAUUUUUAAAGCCCGUGGUUGAUGUGUUAUUGUAUGUUAUAUUUAUUUAAAUAUUUAAUACAUGUGUAUUGAGUUAUUUAUAGUUGUUAUACAUAUUAAUACAUAUUUAAUAAAUAAUUACAAAGAAAGUUUUUGAUUGUUUUUCAGUUUUUUUUUUGUAUAAAGUAAUUUAAAAUGAUGUAAAAAAUGGAGUAUUUGUUUUAAAUCACGCGCUUCAUCAUUUAAGACUUUGUUUAAAAAAAAAAAGAUAAUUUAAAUUAAGUCUUCCAUUAAAUUCUGCAAAACAUAUUCAUUUGGUUAAGAGUUCAUAUUCCUUGUUAUUGUUUAAUAGGCAAUGGUGAUUAAUUGACGAAUCUCUGAUGAUCAGAAUAUACUUAACUUUGACUGUAAACGAAAUUUCUCUCCGUUUAAGGUCAUACACAGUCGUUCUACGUCAAACUUUGCAAUGGUGGUGCUCACACAUCACCAUCUGCUGAGCCUUUUCCCAACUAUGUUGGGGUCGGCUUCUAGUCUAACCGGAUGCAGUUGAGUACCAGUAUUUAACAAGGAGCAACUGAUUAUCUGACCUUCUCAACUCAAUUAGCCGGGCCCAAUACCCCUUGGUAAGAUUGGUUGUCAAAGUAUCUGACCUUACUACCCGUAACGACUACCAUAGAUGUUCAAAAUAACAGCUGGUGGUGUUUAUACAAUUUUACCAUAUAGGGUCAAUUAAUGAUCAUUGCCUUUGUAUAUUGUUUAAUUGCUUCCAAGUGUGCACUGAAAAUGAGUAGUAACAAAUAAAUAUGAUCAUAGAA
Molecule: messenger RNA, 5237 nt
Organism: Helicoverpa zea (corn earworm)
Lineage: Eukaryota; Metazoa; Arthropoda; Insecta; Lepidoptera; Noctuidae
Product: KH domain-containing, RNA-binding, signal transduction-associated protein 2-like
Exons: 12
Coding region: 253-1455 (400 amino acids)
Biological process (GO): regulation of alternative mRNA splicing, via spliceosome
Cellular component (GO): nucleus
Molecular function (GO): mRNA binding
Source: RefSeq, a predicted model, not a curated record